Molecule: messenger RNA, 1926 nt
Organism: Magnolia sinica
Lineage: Eukaryota; Viridiplantae; Streptophyta; Magnoliopsida; Magnoliales; Magnoliaceae
Product: E3 ubiquitin-protein ligase PUB23-like
Exons: 1
Coding region: 589-1803 (404 amino acids)
Biological process (GO): protein ubiquitination
Molecular function (GO): ubiquitin protein ligase activity
Source: RefSeq, a predicted model, not a curated record
GGAAUGUAGGUUCCACCGGGUUAUAAAUAUGCCAUCCAACUCAUUAAUCAGGUGCGCCCCAACAGUACGGAAGGAAACAAAUUCAGGACAUUGAAGAAGUAAGAUGGGCCAUGACAGGUAAUAUCGCUCACCUGACUGUUGGAUCAAGAUGAUUUUUCGACUGUGCGGUGAAAAUGAGGAUCUGCAUCGUGGUUUGGAUUCCACAUCAGGGGUGGGCCCCACAAAGCUCUAACUACCAUACGUCCAAACGAAUGGCAUCAUCCCCUUCCAUCAACCAUAUUAUAAUUAGUAAGUAUUCUCCGACCCACAGGAAGAAACGGUAAGAUAACUAUCAUCAUCAAAAAGUCAAACCAACGGCCAAGAAAAUAUCCCGGUAAAAAAAAAGAAAAAAAAGAAAAAAUAAAUAAAUUCAAAUGUCUAGAACUUGCUUGUGGGAUACCAUGUCAUCUGUAAACACACAGCUUGCAAAAGCAUCUUUGAGUUUCUGACUUGGUAUUCUCUCUCUCCUAUAUAAGUUUCAUGAGCUCUCCUCCUUUCUUCUUCUCCACAAACCCAAGAAGAAACAGAGGAAGGAAAUCCCAGUAAGCCAUGGAAAUUCCUCUCUACUUCAGGUGCCCCAUUUCAAUGGAGCUCAUGAAAGAGCCCGUUACCAUCUCCACAGGCGUCACCUACGAAAGAAAGAACAUCGAAAAAUGGUUCUAUUCCUACAAGAAGAAGACAUGCCCCGCCACAAUGCAACUCCUUGACACCUUCGAUCUCACCCCAAAUCACACCCUCAAGCGUCUCAUCCUCUCCUGGCAAGAUCACGACUCCCCCUCAUCAUCUUCACCGCCCAAGACAAUCGACCACGAUGAAUUCAUUGGUCUAUUAAGAACCAUCGAAUCAGCACCAUUCAAGGUCAGCUCCCUCAAGAAACUACGAUCGAUCAUUGAAGAAGAUGAUGAAUUCAGUGCCAAUUUUGUAAAGUUGGGAGGAAUUGAAGUAUUGAGUGGUGUGAUUUUUCAAGUCCUCAUUGAGAGCUCUGACUUUGUAAUGUUCCGAGCUUGCGAGGAGGCGGUCGGGAUCUUAUACCACCUCCCCUUGUCUGACAAGGCAUUGAUUCAGCUGGUAUCAAAGCCCGAGUGCAUUAGAUCGAUGGCGAUCAUGCUUCAGAGGGGAAGCGCUGAAGCUCGGUUGUACUCCGUAACCAUUCUGCAAAAGAUGGCAAAGAUCGAGGGCGAUUGGAGCUGGGCCGCCAGUGAUCUGGACAUGGAUAUCUUCAAGUCCUUGUUAGAGCUCUUAUCAGAUGAGAUCUGCACCAAUGCAAGUUCAUGCGCUUUGGAUGUCCUCAUCGAGAUCUCCAGUUCGUCACGGAAGAAUAGAUUGAAGGCGAUUGAGGCGGGUGCUGUUUGUGUCUUGAUUGAUCUCCUCCCUGACACCAACCGCUCCAAAUGCGAGAAGAUGCUGCUCUUGAUUAAGUUGCUAUGCGAGUGUCCCGAGGGUCGGUCCGCCUUCGCCGAUCAUGGACUGGCGAUCGCGGCCACAUCUAAGAAGAUACUACGUGUUUCGGAAUCGGCAACGAAGUUGGGUGUGAAGAUCUUAUGGCUAAUCUGCAGUUUUCUCCCCAGAGAAAGGAUUUUGGAGGAGAUGCUGAUGUUCGGAGCCGUGAAGAAGCUUCUGGGGCUGUUGCACAUCAACGGCCGAUCUUCAACGAAAGAGAAAGCCAUGAAGAUCAUCAAAUUGCAUGGGAAUUCAUGGAGGCAGUAUCCUUGUUUUCCUUGUGAGUUGAGGGAUUAUCUGAGAUUAGUGCCAGAUUCUCUGUAACACACCCUCUCUUUUUUGAUACAUGCACUUUCUUUCUUCUUUUUGUAAUACAACAGUGCAGAAGUAGCACUGAAUGUAUUAGCAAAAGAAGAGAAAGGGGUGUAGAUAUUGAAUUUGUUGUUG